CAAAUCCCCAAAUUCUCUCGCACAAUUCGCCAAUGUCUUGGAGUUCCACCUACCGCUGCGGGUCGUGCAAGACCGACCUCAACCUCACCGCCGGCCAUCUCUUCCCGCCGGACGCUUACUUCGAGGCCGGCAAUAAGGGCACCCUCUCCUUCUCCUGGGUCGACUCCUCCAAGCUCAAUUUCACCAAGGAGGACAAGAUCAAGCCUUUCUUCGAGACCAUCAACUAUUGGGGUAUCCAACGCCGCCGCACCCGCAUGGACUGCACCGCCUGCGGCCAUCUCGUCGGCUAUGUCUAUGACGACGGCCCACCGGCCAUGGAGGGCACUGGCCAGUUUGGGAUGGGCCCUAGUCAGGUCAUCCCCCGGCGCCCCAGGUAUCGCUUCAAGACCAAAGCUCUUUCCGUCGAUUCGUUUUGAUCUUCUCUUUUUGGGAAAUUUUCAAUUUUGUUGUAUGAAUAAAUCUGGAUGUUUGUUUAUCUGUUUGGUGAUGUUCCUUUUGCUUAUGGUUACAGUUAAUAUACAUGUAUUUAGUGAAAAUUGUAGUGAGAAAAUGUUCAAUUACUUGUUUCCAUCAAUUCACAUUGUAGCAGAUGUUAAUAAUAUGAUCUUGAAUAAAUAUGAGAGUAUAAUUACAUUGCUUC
Dioscorea cayenensis subsp. rotundata (Guinea yam) is the source of this 640-nucleotide messenger RNA. RefSeq lists its product as uncharacterized. The record is from RefSeq and is a predicted model, not a curated record. The transcript has a single exon. NCBI's taxonomy places the organism in Eukaryota, Viridiplantae, Streptophyta, Magnoliopsida, Dioscoreales, Dioscoreaceae. The coding region runs from base 33 to 416 and encodes 127 amino acids.